This is a messenger RNA of Puma concolor (puma), 2052 nucleotides long. Lineage: Eukaryota; Metazoa; Chordata; Mammalia; Carnivora; Felidae. The record is from RefSeq and is a predicted model, not a curated record.
CUGUGUCUGGCUGUCCCUGGGAAAACUGUGAGGUGGUGCACUAUCUCAAAUCAUGAGGCCAGUAAGUGCUCUGAUUUCAGUGGCAAUAUGAAAAAAGUCCUUCCAGCGGAUGGUCCUCAUGUCACCUGUGUGAAGAGAGCCUCUCACUUUGAGUGCAUCAAGUCCAUUUGGGCAAAUGAAGCAGAUGCUGUGACUGUCGAAGGAGGUUUGGUGUUUGAGGCAGGCCUGCUCCCCUUUAACCUGAAGCCCAUCGUGGCAGAAUUCUUUGGGUCAAAAGAUGAUCCACAAACCUACCAUUAUGCUGUAGCUGUGGUGAAGAAGGACAGCGACUUCCAGCUGAACCAGCUCCGAGGCAAGAAGUCUUGCCACACGGGCCUAGGAUGGUCUGCUGGGUGGAACAUCCCCAUUGGGGUACUUCUUCCUUCUGACUCCAUUGAAAAAGAAAUGGCCGAGUUCUUCUCCGGCAGCUGUGUCCCCUGUGCGAACAGGACAGCGUUCCCCAGACUGUGUCAACUGUGUGUGGGGAAAGGGACAGACAAGUGUGCCUGCUCCUUCCAGGAACCGUACUUCGGCUACUCAGGUGCCUUCAAGUGUCUGCAGGAUGGUGUGGGGGAUGUGGCCUUCGUGAGGCAUAUGACAGUGUUUGAGAACCUGCCAAACAAAGCCGACAGGGACCAGUAUGAGCUGCUCUGCCUGGACAACUCCCGGAAGUCAGUGGAUGAAUACAAGGACUGUCACCUGGCCCAUUUCCCUUCUCAUGCUGUCGUGGCUCGAAAGGUGGGGGGCAAGGAGGACUUGAUCUGGGAGCUUCUCAACCAGGCCCAGGAACAUUUUGGAAAAGACAAGUCAACAGAAUUCCAGCUCUUUGCCUCUCCUCAUGGGAAGGACUUGCUGUUUACAGAUGCUACCGAUGGGUUUUUAAGAGUCCCUCCUAAGAUGGAUGCCAAGCUAUACCUGGGAUACAAAUAUUUUGCUGCCAUUCAGCGUCUAAGGAUAGGUGUGUAAGGUGUGGAAGACUCCCAGAGGGUGCUGUGGUGUGCAGUGGGCCACCAUGAGAGGGUCAAGUGCGAUGAGUGGAGUGCUGUAAGUGGUGGCGCCUUACAGUGUACCAUGGAGGAGACCAUUGAGAACUGCAUUGCUGCCAUAGUGAAAGGAGAGGCUGAUGCCAUGAGCUUGGAUGGAGGCUUCAUCUACAUAGCGGGCCAGUGUGGUCUAGUGCCUGUCCUGGCAGAGAACUACAUGCCUAAGGAUGAGUCUAGGUGUGUGAAUACACCCAUGGGAGGUUAUUACGUCGUGGCAGUGGUUAAGAAACCAAGUGCCGACCUCACCUGGAACUCCCUGCAAGGCAGGAAGUCCUGUCACCCCGCAGUUGGUACUUCUGCAGGCUGGAACAUUCCCAUGGGUUUAAUAUACAACAAAACUGGGUCCUGUAAAUUUGAUGAAUUCUUCAGUCAAAGCUGUGCCCCUGGGUCUGAUCCAGAUUCCAGUCUCUGUGCUCUGUGCAGUGGUGGCAACGACCCAGCCCAUACUUGUGCUCCCAACAACCAUGAGGGAUACUACGGCUCCAGUGGGGCAUUCAGGUGUCUGGUUGAGAAGGGAGACGUGGCCUUUGUGAAGGAUCGCACGGUCUUUCAGAACACUGACGGAAAGAACACUGAAGCAUGGGCUAAGGAUCUGAAGCAUGAAGACUUUGAGCUGCUGUGCCUCGAUGGUACCAGGAAACCUGUGACUGAAGCUCAGAACUGCCACCUGGCCAGAGUCCCAAAUCAUGCCGUGGUCUCAAGGAAAGAUAAGGCAGAUUUUGUUCGCAGAAUUCUCUUCAACCAACAGGAGCUCUUUGGAAGAAAUGGGUUUGAAUACAGGAUGUUCCAGAUGUUUGAAUCCUCAAACAAGGAUCUGCUUUUCAGUGAUGACACUGCAUGUUUGGCUAACCUUCAGGAUGAAACAACUUACAGAAAAUACUUAGGACCAGAGUAUCUUAUGGCCAUUGCUAACAUGAAACCAUGUUUACACUCUGAACUUCUGGAUGCCUGUACAUUCCACGUACAUUAA